Messenger RNA from Priapulus caudatus, 630 nucleotides. RefSeq names its product serine-aspartate repeat-containing protein I-like. The transcript has 2 exons. NCBI's taxonomy places the organism in Eukaryota, Metazoa, Priapulida, Priapulimorpha, Priapulimorphida, Priapulidae. The annotation marks the transcript as partial. The record is from RefSeq and is a predicted model, not a curated record.
UAAUACAAUGGCUUUUUACAAUCGUCAUCCUGCUACGAUAAUUGCCUAAGUCACAAAUAAGUGAAAAUUUUAUUUUUUGCCUAAGUCAACCACUACAGUAUUGUGUAUCUGCUGCAAAAUUGUCCAAGUCAUUUGACCAAUCACAGAGCUGUUUCAGUGCAGUGUUGUAAUUCUGCCUUUGUCAAGUGUGUGAGUUAGGCAAAUUUCACUCUGUAUGUAAAGAUGUCUGAACGUGUAAAACGCGGGACUACAUUCACUGUAGAAGAAGCUGUAGACAUGAUACACUCUACAGACACAAUUGGGAGUGAACUUGAUAACUCAGAUGUGGAUACAAACUACAUUCCUACUGAUGGUGAAUCAACCUUGGAUAGUGAGCCUGAAUCAGCUGACGCAGAUGAUAAUGCUGAUGAUGAUAUUGAAUCAGCUGACGCAGAUGAUAAUGCUGAUGAUGAUAUUGAAUCAGCUGACGCAGAUGAUAAUGCUGAUGAUGAUAUUGAAGCAGCUGAUGCAGAUGAUAAUGCUGAUGAAGAUAUUGAAGCAGAUGAUAAUGCUGAUGAAGAUAUUGAAGCAGAUGAUGCAGAUGAUAAUGCUGAUGAAGGUACUAAGCCGAAGCGACGUAAACGUCCAGCG